AUGAGUAUUUAUAAUACAUAAUAUUUAGGUGUUUAACCAAACAAUUCUGUUUAAAUUCAUGAUGAUUUAGCAUAAGAACUGCUGUUCCUCCUUGAUGUGUAGAAGUUCUCAAUUAUCAUCUUUUGA
Molecule: messenger RNA, 126 nt
Organism: Paramecium octaurelia
Lineage: Eukaryota; Ciliophora; Oligohymenophorea; Peniculida; Parameciidae
Source: the annotation of a GenBank genome assembly